AUGACGACCACUACCCUCUGUUUUCCGUAAUAUUUAAUGAAGACGCACCGACCUCUGGCAAGACUCUCCCGACAGCUGUGAUGAAGACCCUUCUCUGAGUGUCCGGCUACAUAUACAGUGUAGUACACAUCCAGUUUGUUCCUAGUGACUCUUGCCCUGCAGUGAGACAACGAUUAAUCGUAAGUUCUUUUAGUGAAAUUUGACACAAUGCCAAACGUAGAUGUGACUAACCUCUCUGACGUGCUAAGAAAGGGCCCCGGGGUAUGCCGAGGCGAUAAUUCUGGUUACCACAGUCAAAUAGUUGAAGAGCGUGGCCAUGACAGCAAGCACUUUGCUCGUACUAACACAGUAUGGGAUGAAGAAAAUGCUUUAAAUAACAAAAUACCUGUUGAAGAAUAUGACUGUCGUGGAAACAAACCUAAGAACGAUGUUAUUUGUGAUAGUAAAAAGAAUUGUGCGAGGGGCGGUUGUCAUGGCAGCAGUUGUGAAAUCAAGGUUCAAGACAAUGGUGUGGGAAAACGCGAAAGAAGAAAAUACUGGCAGAUAAUGUCUGUCGUCAGUGGUUUCAUUGUCAACUUGUUUGCUGGUGGACUCCCGAACAGUUACGGAAUAAUGUACACCUACAUGAAAGAACCUCUUGGUGUCACGGAGGAGGAACUCUCCUGGAUAGGAUCUCUCAUGAACGGUUUUAUUGGUAUUUCAUCGGUUCUCGGGAUGGUGUGUCUGGACAGCCUUGGAGCCCGACGCACGACUAUGUUGGGAGGGGUGCUGGCCACAACUGGUUUUAUCAUCGGCAGUCAGAUGCACAACCUAUACGUUUUGUACUUCUCAUUUGGAGUUCUGCCUGGAAUAGGUAUAUCCCUUGGUUACACGGCUAACAUGGUGAAUGUCAACACACAUUUUUCCAAAUGGCGGCCUUUAGCCAUUGGAGUUUCUAUUACCGGGAUAUCUGUGGGUAUGCUAAUCUGGCCACCCAUGUGUUCCCUUGUUUCCGACACGCUGGGGUGGCAGGGUACUUUCCUCAUCAAUGGAGCACUGACACUGCAUUUCAUACCAUGCGCACUGUGGAUGACACCCAGCAAUAGCAACGAUUUCUCCAAUGGUCAAAGCCUCUCCGUCAGCCAGACAUUGGUCAACUGCUUCCAGAUAUUCAGGAUACCAGGAGCAGUAACUGUCUCCAUCGCUCACGUCACCCUCGGCUUCAGCUACUACACAUUCUCCACCUUUAUUCCUGAAUAUGUUACAACCUCAAUGUCCAGAUUGACGGCAACACAAGCUGCUCUCGUAGUGACAACUCCGGGAUAUGGCAGCAUGGCUGGUCGUAUUUUAUUUUCCGGCAUUUCCAUGUCGACUGUCAAGGCUACAAACUACAUAUUUCUACUUUCAAUCUGUGGGAUGGGCAUCACCAACCUCUUAAUUCCGCUGUGUGCAAAUGCUACUGCGUUUUACAUAAACGGGGCGGUGUAUGGAUUAACCUUGGGAGGCUUUUCUAGCGUCCUCCCUCUUGUGUUAGUUCAACUGUUUGGACUUCAUAAUUUGUCAAAAACAUUUGGCACGUUUAUGAUGUGCUUAGGGUUUGGGGCAUUUGGAGGAUCACCUAUACAAAGUUACCUAGCAAAGAAAUAUGACAGGGAUACCCCGUUCUACCUUGCCGGGAGUUCGUUUAUCCUGACGAUGCUGCUGCUGUUGUGGGUAGUGAUGAGGAAGCAAAUGGCGUUGUGCACCAGGAAGUCAGACAAUCUGGAAGUGGAAGGUGUUGACAACUGCGGCUUUAGCACCGGCGGGCCACAUACCACGGUCUGACAUCUGGAUGGAAGGACACUGCAGUCUGUGUAUUGAUGGUCCUGAUGCUACAUGAAGGCGGCUUUAGCACCGGCGGGCCACAUACCACGGUCUGACAUCUGGAUGGAAGGACACUGCAGUCUGUGUAUUGAUGGUCCUGAUGCUACAUGAAGGCGGCUUUAGCACCGGCGGGCCAGAUACCACGGUCUGACAUCUGGAUGGAAGGACACUGCAGUCUGUGUAUUGAUGGUCCUGAUGCUACAAGCAGUCGACACGUGUAGGGACUUAUGGCGAUAUACCUUGACGACCGUAUGUCCCUGGGUACACAUAAUACUCUUGGACUAGCGAAUGAGUCACCAAGUGAAGAUGCAGAUCAUGUAGGGAUGUUCAAUGUUUGUUUUUCUUUGAUGUUCUAAUUUAUACAUGCAAUGUAGCUGAUAGUAUGUGAAGAAUAAA
Haliotis rufescens (red abalone) is the source of this 2238-nucleotide messenger RNA. Its product is annotated as monocarboxylate transporter 13-like. The record is from RefSeq and is a predicted model, not a curated record. The transcript is spliced from 6 exons. Gene Ontology annotation, biological process: monocarboxylic acid transport; transmembrane transport. The coding region runs from base 208 to 1803 and encodes 531 amino acids. Lineage: Eukaryota; Metazoa; Mollusca; Gastropoda; Lepetellida; Haliotidae. Gene Ontology annotation, molecular function: monocarboxylic acid transmembrane transporter activity.